Messenger RNA from Arctia plantaginis, 753 nucleotides. NCBI's taxonomy places the organism in Eukaryota, Metazoa, Arthropoda, Insecta, Lepidoptera, Erebidae. The record is from the annotation of a GenBank genome assembly.
AUGACGGUGCCUGCCAUUCAAACUCUUUCUGAAGUCGUCGAAAGUAAGGUCCCGAGUAAUAAUGAACCUAAAACUUCAUCAAUUUCAAACUGGUUUAGUACACAAUGGCGGAAAAUCCUGGCAGAAUUUAUUUCAACUUUGAUGCUGGUUCUAUUGGGCUGUUUGAGCUGCGUACCGGCUGGAGAGGAAAGAACUGCUGUAAUUACGGCGCUAUCAUUUGGUAUGGUAGUCAUGUUCAACAUACAAAUUUUUGGCCACCUGUCCGGAGCCUAUAUGAAUCCAGCAGUGACUUUGGCAUCUGUGAUCUGGGGCAGCACUUCUGUCUCGUUGGGAAUAGCAUACACAAUCGUUCAGUGCGUGGGAGCAAUACUAGGAUAUGGAAUACUAGAUGCAUUAACUUCAAUGGAAUUAUCCGAAGGAUCAAUAUGCGUGACAAAACCAUUUUAUGGCCAAAGCGUUAUCCAAAGUUUGUUUAUUGAAGUAGCACUUACAUCCAUUCUCAUGCUAGUUAACUGUGCUGUAUGGGAUCCAGUGAAUAAAGACAAACAGGAUUCUAUUCCAAUAAAAUUUGGCUUGACGAUUUUAGGGUUGUCACUAAUUGGAGGACCAUUCACGGGUGCGAGCAUGAAUCCAGCUAGAACAUUGGGUCCUGCAGUGUGGACCAAUGACUGGACUGAACAUUGGAUCUAUUGGGUAGGACCAGUUCUGGGUACUGUGAUAACCGUCAUACCAUAUAAGUAUAUUUUUCUAUAG